UGUUCCUUCUCCCACAUCAGCGAGUGCCUUGCAUUGACAGAGGCAGUCAUUGACGUCUUUGUGUGGAUUGUUGAAGCAAUACAAGCGUACCGUGACCUUGACGACUUUGAAGUGGUUGAUGUAGAAGGCGUGUUGGUCCACACGUUUUCUUCCUUUCUGAAUGACCCAUUUGUCUUCCGUCUCAUGUGUCUUGCUACUAAGAAAUAUGCAGCGGUCAUCAAGUCGUCGAUCGUGAACAAGCUGUAUGAUUUGCGUUAUCAAGACGGCUCGGGUGUAACGCUAAAUUAUGAAGAGUUGCAGAACUCAUUCCUGAGGAUAUUCGAUCCCCCCAAGUUUGAGAGCUCUGAGCUUACAGUUAAAUAUAAUUUCGUAGCCGACACUAUGCUUCUUUUUGGUCAAAUUAACGCUAUAAGUCAUCACGAGAUUGUAUCUGAUAUGUUACAUGCUUCCUUCAUGAUACUGUUGGAAGAGCAAGAGACCCGUGACAAUUGUAAGUCUUCCAUUGAAAUGUUCUUCUACGUGAAAAUGCCUCGUGUUUGGGCCGCAAUGAUAAAGCUGGGAAUGAAGCCGGAAAGCGUUGUAAGAGGUAUGCAGCACAUGCUGUCGGAAUGCAGACAGGUCAUCGACAAUGUGGACUCAAUCGUGAAGGACAAUACAAUUAGAGCUAUAGUACGACAGCUCAUAUCAGAAAAAGUAAUGUCUGAUGCAGACGGAGAGCUUCUCAUUGCGCAGAGAAACGAACAGUUGAAAAUGAUACAAGGACUUGCCUGCUUGACAAGGGAUGAUGUGCAGCGCCAAACACAAGUUGCUGUCGUCCUGAGCGCUGUACAGGCAAGACAUGUGAUUGACAAGUUGUGGAAUAUGCAGGAAAAGUUGAUGACUGUUCUUACUCGACUUAUUGGAAGUGGUGGUUAUGCCUUUGAUGCAUUCUGCUCCUCUUAUGGACUUGAAGGCACUUUAGGAGAAAUGAGCAGUAGACUGGCUAGUCUGAAUCUUCUUUCCGAAUCCCCAUCAAAUGUAUGCGUCGACCGCAACAUGACCUUCGAUUUAACGUUUACAAUGCUGACGAGAAUAGUCUACAAAUACAGUAACCUUUCUCUCGAUGAAUUGGUAACAGAUCCAAGAGGUGGUCCGGACAAUACUGCGUGUGCAUUUUAUCAGUGGUCAUCACGUUACGUAAAACGAAUAUCUUCUCACGGACAGGAGUCGUUCGAGAAUGACGUACCUCUCGUUCCUCCCGAAUUGAAAGCCGCUUAUAAGGAAAGAGUUCUUCGUCUGAAAGAGCGACAGCUUUUCUGGGAUCCUGUAGUAUGUAAUUACGGGCAGUUGUUGCAUGAAAUGCCCAUCGUAGGGGAGGUCAUCUUGGAUUUUUUUAAAGACAGAAAACAUAUCGAGGAGGAUGUUUCGCGCAUUUUCGCCGCCUUUCGUAAAGCCAAUUGUCUGCUUGUCUGCAUUAUUCAGUGGUUGGAAUGUCAGAUGGUUAUUUACACGAAUGGUGUGUCGAAGACAGCUGGAAGAAAUGUGUGA
This is a messenger RNA of Ostertagia ostertagi, 1527 nucleotides long. NCBI's taxonomy places the organism in Eukaryota, Metazoa, Nematoda, Chromadorea, Rhabditida, Trichostrongylidae. The record is from the annotation of a GenBank genome assembly.